Striga hermonthica is the source of this 606-nucleotide messenger RNA. The record is from the annotation of a GenBank genome assembly. Lineage: Eukaryota; Viridiplantae; Streptophyta; Magnoliopsida; Lamiales; Orobanchaceae.
AUGAGCGGCGAAUACGACUAUUUGUUCAAGCUUCUUUUGAUCGGCGACUCGUCGGUCGGCAAGUCUUGUCUUCUUCUCAGAUUCUCUGAUGAUGCGUAUGUGGACAGCUACAUAAGCACUAUUGGAGUUGAUUUUAAAAUUAGGACAGUGGAGUCAGAUGGCAAGACAAUCAAGCUGCAAAUCUGGGACACUGCUGGGCAGGAGCGGUUUCGGACCAUAACUAGCAGUUACUAUCGCGGGGCACAUGGGAUUAUUAUUGUGUACGAUGUUACUGAGAUGGAGAGCUUCAACAAUGUGAAGCAGUGGCUUAACGAGAUUGAUAGGUACGCAAGUGACAACGUUUGCAAGCUUUUGGUCGGGAACAAAUGUGAUUUAGCUGAUAGCAAAGUUGUUGAUACACAGACAGCUAAGGCCUUUGCUGACGAGCUCGGGAUUCCUUUUCUUGAGACGAGUGCAAAAGAUUCGAUCAACGUGGAACAGGCUUUCUUGACUAUGACUGGGGAGAUUAAGAAAAAGAUGGGAAACCAGCCAACUGCAAGCAAGACAACUGGUCGAGUCCAGAUUACGGGUCAGCCAAUUGAGCAGAAUGGUAACUGCUGUGGUUAG